CUACCUUUUUUGUUUCUCUAUUUCUCUUCUCUUCUCUUCCGUUUUUUUUUCUUUCCCACUCUUCCAGAAUACUUAUACCUCUUUCCCCUUUUUAAAGAAUAAAAUAAAGAGGCAAACGUUUAUUUGAAUUAGACACUACACUAUACACUAGAAAGAUGAGCGACGACCUGAUUGAAUUGACGAAUAAGCUCCAGACUGUGGCCUCAUCAAUUAGCGCCCAUGGCACACUCGACCUUCCUCAAAUCGUAGUUGUCGGGUCACAAUCGUCCGGAAAAUCAUCCGUACUAGAGACGAUCGUCCAACGUGAUUUCUUACCACGGGGUAGCGGGAUCGUAACGCGCAGACCAUUAGUUCUACAACUUAUUACAUCAAAGCAGGCUGAUGCACCUGACUAUGGAGAGUUUUUGCACACUCAGGACAAAAAGUUUUAUGACUUUGGAGAGAUUAGAGAAGAGAUUGAGCGCGAGACGAGUCGAAUUGCAGGAGGAAACAAAGGCAUUUCACGCAUGCCAAUCCAUCUACGCAUUUACUCUCCCCGUGUACUGACUUUGACCCUGGUGGAUCUUCCGGGUAUGACAAAGAUCCCUAUUGGGGACCAGCCUUCAGAUAUUGAAAAGCAAAUUAGAGACCUUAUUAUGGACUAUAUUUCAAAACCAAACAGUAUCAUCCUGGCUGUAACUCCUGCAAAUAGUGAUUUGGUCAAUUCGGAUAGUUUAAAGAUCGCUAGACAAGUAGAUCCAGAGGGUAAACGAACCGUUGGUGUACUCACUAAACUAGACCUUAUGGAUGCCGGAACGAACGCACUCGAUAUUCUCACUGGAAGAUCCUAUCCUCUCAAGCUUGGAUUUGUAGGUGUUGUCAACAGAAGCCAGCAGGACAUCUUGACCAACAAGCCAAUGAAAGACGCACUCAAGUCUGAAAACCUGUUCUUUCAACAACACUCUGCAUACCGGAACAUUUACGCACGAUGUGGAACACAAUAUCUUAGUAAAUUACUUAAUACUAUCCUUUUGGCUCACAUCAAAGAAAAGUUGCCUGAACUCCGGUCCAAGCUUAGUUCAUUGAUUAGCCAGACACAACAAGACUUAUCACAGUAUGGUGAACCUUCACUAGCUGCUGAGCCCAUACAUCAUGGAACCCUGAUCCUACGUAUGCUGACUCGUUUUGCCAACGCAUUUGUGGCUGCUAUUGACGGAACUUCCUCAGAAAUGUCAACUAAAGAACUCUGUGGUGGAGCGCGCAUUUAUUAUAUAUUCAACAACGUAUUUGGACAUGCACUGGAUGCUAUACGUCCUUGCGCAAACCUCACAAACAAUGAUAUCCGGACUGCAAUCCGUAACUCGACCGGUCCGCGACCAUCACUGUUUGUACCUGAGAUUGCAUUUGACUUGCUUGUGAAGCCACAGAUCAAGUUAUUGGAGACACCAAGCUUACGGUGUGUCGAGUUGGUGUAUGAAGAGUUGAUGAAAAUAUGCCACAAUUCAGAAGACAAGGAAAUGAUGCGAUACCCCAAGCUCCAGACAAGACUAAUCGAGGUCGUCUCAGAACUCCUGCAGGAGAGACUGAGCCCAACAUCUACUUAUGUAGAAAGCCUGAUUGCUAUUGAGAGGGCUUAUAUUAAUACCAACCAUCCUGAUUUUUUGGGUGCAGCAGGAGCCAUGUCGAGUGUAGAGCAUGAAACCCGCAAGAAGAAGAAAGUUGCCGAAAAGAAGCGGACUACCAGAGCAGAAUCGAUUUCUAGUGUUGGUCGUGAGGCAGAGGAUGAACGUGCUAUGAUGAUGAUGAAUGGUGGUUCUCCCCGGUCUGCGGAUUCUAAUAUGCAACAGGGCCAAAAAGACUCUUUCUUGACGUAUUUCUUUGGAGGUGCAAACAAGAACGACCGCCCUGCAUUGGGCCCUCAGGAGGUGAUGGAGAAUAGUCAUUAUGUACCCCCAAUGUCUGUCAAUUCUAUGAUGGAGUCUGAACUAGAGCGUAAACUGGAGCAGGCGUCGAUCCAGGGUGAUAUUGUGCCUGUAUCGGAUCGUGAGGAGUUGGAAGUGCAGCUUAUUCGUACGCUUAUUACCAAUUACUUUACCAUUGUGCGUAAGAAUGUUCAGGAUAUGGUUCCCAAGGCUGUGAUGCAUUUGCUGGUCAACCACUCGCGGGAGGCGGUGCAAAAUAGGUUGGUAACCUCGCUCUACAAACAAGAGCUCUUUCCCGAACUUCUUCAAGAAGAUGAAGGAAUGGCUGCAGAAAGGUCAAAAUGCAAGGCUCUCUUGGAUGUAUACAAACAGGCAUUUGAUAUUGUUAAUGGUGUACUUUAAACCAAAAGAAGAAGAGAACACAAAUAAAAUGACAAUAGAACAAAAAAAACCUCUCAUCAA
Messenger RNA from Phycomyces blakesleeanus NRRL 1555(-), 2363 nucleotides. RefSeq lists its product as hypothetical. The transcript is spliced from 10 exons. Gene Ontology annotation, biological process: peroxisome fission; mitochondrial fission. NCBI's taxonomy places the organism in Eukaryota, Fungi, Mucoromycota, Mucoromycetes, Mucorales, Phycomycetaceae. Gene Ontology annotation, cellular component: membrane; cytoplasm; microtubule. The record is from RefSeq and is a predicted model, not a curated record. Gene Ontology annotation, molecular function: microtubule binding; GTPase activity; GTP binding. Bases 156 to 2303 code for a protein of 715 amino acids.